GUUAUCGUCUCUAGUGAAGCGAAGGACAACUAAUGCAUCAGUCCGCAUUUCGUUGGAGCAAAGCGGGGUCGUACGCAGUGCAAGUGCUGUCCGUAGCUAUCGUGAUUGAGCUGUCUAUAUAGAUCGGGCAACGCAGUCAGUCCUUGACACAAGGCUAUACCACUUCUCUUGUGUGCUUCUCUUUAGUAUUUUGGGGGCGCAAGAUGUCUGGUGUGCACCAUGAUCCUAACCAGGCUUCAAGCAGCUUGCAGCGUCUCGUGUCCUCGGAGUCUCGGAUACGGGAAUCAGUCAUGCGAAACGAUCUGCUCUUUGCCAGAUCCUUGGAUGCUCAUUCAAUCGAGCUGACAAGCGUUAAUUCCAACCCUUCUUACAGUCCCGACGAGAUCACAUUCAGGGAUCACAUCCAUCUCUCCACUUAUCUUGUACAAGAUGCGAGUCGGACUUCCAACCAGAAUACCUCGAUUCAGCUCUACUCUAUACAUCAGAAAAACACGUGGGCACCGCUAAGCGCAAGCCGAAAGAUGAUCGCUCUACUGUCCGACCACUAUCAGCUUACGACUGGUUUCUUCCAAAUCCUGGCUCAUUUUCAAGACCGACACGUUGCGACAGAAGAAUCAUUUGCGGGGGCCUCGCGCUCUACGUAUUCGUCCAACCGACUAGAGUUUGGGUGGAUCUACAAAUAUUCUGAAAAGAAGCAGGUCGGAGCUGGGAAUCCGUGGCGCAUCAGGCAUACGGGCAUCUAUCACGUAUUUGACCGCGCACAUGGGAGGACGACUCUCUUUGUCAUAAGUCCUCGUCCCAACGCCUAUUUUGCCACCCAUGUCAAGACAAUCAUGCAGCAGGCAAAACAUAGAGCGUUGUUACUCGCGAACCCAAUGCUGAUACAUCCAAUGCUCGUCACAAGCCAUCUGUCCUUAUGGCAAAGUUACCUUGAAUACCAUGAGGCUUUGCUCCUCAAACUGGAUAUGAAGCCAGCCUGCUCUUCGCUUGGCCAGUCUUCAGUCACAUUUGAGACACUGAAACAGGUUCGAGAAGUUGAGAAAAAGAUCAUCCCUCUAGAUUCCUUAUUGACAGUGCUGGAGGGCCUGAUCGAUGAUGUCCGAGAGGCGAGCCGAGUGUUUGAAUCUCCUCGCGACUCUGACGAUAGCGUGCUGGAGAGUAUACAGGCGACUCUCAAAGAUUCAAGAAGAGAGGUUACGUCGUAUAAACUCCAAGCGUGUUAUCUGCAGAGAAGGGCUCAGUCGAGUGCGCAGUCAGUUCUAGACGCCUUGAACCUGGGCUUCCAAAAGCUGGCCCAAGAGCAAAGCAGAAAAACCUCUGUCAUGGCAAAAUCAGCACGAGAAGAUUCUGUAGCUAUCAGAGCUAUAACGCUUGUUACGUCAUUCUAUCUGCCUUUCUCUUUUGUUGCGACUGUGUUUGGUAUGAAUCUGGUGGACUUCAAUGCGGAAUCUCGCAACCUUGUCGUGUCAAGCCAGUUCUGGCUGUACUUUGUGAUAUCAGUGCCGCUCACCGUAGUCACGUUGGCAUGCUGGCGCUGCAGGAUGCAAAGAUAUCGAAAAGGUUAUGUGAAAGAAGAUACGGAGAUGAGUGACGAUGCAGUAUGGACCGAUGGCAGUGUGGAUGUGGAGAAAGUUUAGUUGGAAACCUAGUCAUUCUACCCGGAAGUGAUCCAUCGACCUUGACUGCG
Molecule: messenger RNA, 1687 nt
Organism: Boeremia exigua
Lineage: Eukaryota; Fungi; Ascomycota; Dothideomycetes; Pleosporales; Didymellaceae
Exons: 5
Coding region: 204-1637 (477 amino acids)
Source: RefSeq, a predicted model, not a curated record